This is a messenger RNA of Aspergillus aculeatinus CBS 121060, 1764 nucleotides long. RefSeq lists its product as uncharacterized. NCBI's taxonomy places the organism in Eukaryota, Fungi, Ascomycota, Eurotiomycetes, Eurotiales, Aspergillaceae. The annotation marks the transcript as partial. The record is from RefSeq and is a predicted model, not a curated record. The transcript is spliced from 2 exons.
GUUCAGUCAAACGAGCACCCUCGUAUAGUAUCAAUCAACCCCCAAGAUCAAGCGAGUCCAGACUACUUGAUCAACUCCAUGAACCGGCUCCAUGUACAGACCGAGAAGGCUUCCAACAAGAACACGCCGAAGCCAGGAGGCAUAGCUGCCAUGAAUGACGUUGAUGCUGCUGCUCCCCUCUUCUACUUGGGGUAUACCUUCUUCAAGGCCACCCCCACCCCCGGGAAGAAGAGCACCUGGAGUCAAGUGGAGAGAGCGAAGAUGAACCUUAGCCAAUCAGACUUGAUGAACAUGGUGGUCAACCGGACCAAGAAGCUACCCGUGGCCGAGCAGUACCAUUCUUUGUCCAAGGCGAAGCGGGCCCACGUCGACCAACUAAUUCAUGAGCUUAGGUCCAGCGGUCCCCGAUUCGAAUGGGCUUGCGUCUAUGUGAAGGAGGACGAGAAACCUGUUAGGGGCAAGAAUACUCGACGCGGUGAUUAUGAGACGGUCUCGUUAGAAGUCAUCAUCCGGAAGAAGGCUGCAAGUCUGGUAUACCCGCAGGUUUCUGUCAAUGAACCUGUGGAGAGAAUAACCCCUACCGGAGACACCUUUCAAGCCCCUAGCAGCUAUACUCUGUUCAACAGGGAACCCAGGUUGAGCCAAACUGUUCCUCCAACCAAUCCAUUGGCCAGGCACGCAGGAUCUGCCGAACCUGCCACCCAUCAAGGAACAGUGCCCGCAAGAAUGGCUGAUAUCCAGCAGCCACUGCCUUUCAGGCCGAAUCACCAGCCUCCACCUCCUCCACCACAGCAUUCAUUCCCGACAGGAGUACAGCGGCCCAUUCCCCAGGAGCAAUGGGCGGCUUGGAUACAGCAGGGGAUGCCAGCUGCUGCGCACCCACAAUAUCGUCCUUCUGCAGGAACUCAUGAUUCUGCAGCCACUCUUACAGAGCAUGAGACGCAAAGGGGCAUCCCACAGAUGCCAACCAUGUGGAAUGAUCCUCGCGGAGCUUCUGUCACACAGGGUCCGGUCCAUCGAGGUCCCAAUAUUCAUCUCCAACCCAGCCCGUUGAAGCCACCCGAGUUGCAUGAGCUGGGUAAGACCAGGGCUCAUACCCCCACGCAUCCUAAGCCUGAUCAUAUCAACGCAGCAAUGCCCGUCGCAGAGCCAGAGACAGACUUAGGCAUGGAGUCGAGUAAUGUGGGCGAUGGGGAGUCUGAGUUCGACUUCGACGACGAAAGUUCAAUGUCCGAGGGUUCGGAUGAGGGGUCAGAAGCCGAAGAGAACCCUCAACCUCAACCAUGGCGAGGCAGUCUCUACCGUCGCCAUUCGGCCCCCAGCACCAAGCAGGUUUACCGGACGCACUAUCGCAAACAGCCUCAGAAAAGCAGUUCAAAUCAGGGGACAGGUCGCAAUGGUUACCCUGCUGGUUCCAUUGAUGUGGUCCCUGCCAAGAGUAAUCACAACGACCCUAGGGUCAUUCUCAGCCGAGAAGUUACACGGCCGGCCCGAGAUCGGCCCAAGAUCAUCCAGGCGCCUGUUCCUCCCGAGGGGUUAGACAUGAAGCAACUGGUCGAGGAGAGAAUUGGCCGCUAUGAUGGCGGACGGAUGCGAAACGAUAUUCGAACGCGGAUGUUGGACGAUCGGGAGGCGCGACUGGAGCAUCGCGAGAGACUAUUGGACCUCAAAGCGCGGGUCCUGGAGGAGGAGUGGGACAGUGCAUGUUACCUGCCCCGACGCAUGUCACUCCGUGACUCAGGGUCAUUUUAUGCCCGACGAUAU